Rotaria sordida is the source of this 3705-nucleotide messenger RNA. NCBI's taxonomy places the organism in Eukaryota, Metazoa, Rotifera, Eurotatoria, Philodinida, Philodinidae. The record is from the annotation of a GenBank genome assembly.
AUGAGUAUGUAUACGGUAAUAUGUGGUUCUUCGAUGUUAUGGCUUCAUGUUGUUCAACCAAACUUGACAGCAGGUCAUUAUGGUUAUAUUGCUGAUGAAUAUGAACGUCAUGUAAUAUUACGUGGUGUUGACGUUGAAACAGAACAAAGAAAUAUUCCUGCUGAUCAAGAUAGGCCCAUUGAUCCAUUAUUAUAUGAUGGUCAAUGUCCAUCUAAUAUAAAUGUUUAUCAAGAACCUCCUGUUUGUGAAAUAGAUUAUGGUAAAGGAAUGUAUAAUAUCAAUGAUGAAUGGAAUAGUCAUAAUGAUUUUGCUCAAAUAAGAAGAUGGGGUUUUAAUGUUAUUCGAUUAUGUUUAAGUUGGAGUGCAUUAGAACCAACACCUGGAAAUUAUAGUGAAAUGUAUUUACAACGUGUCGAACAGAUUGUUGAAUGGGCAUCAGAACAACAAAUCUAUGUUAUACUUGAUAUGCAUGAAGAUUUAUAUUCUCGUUAUAUAUUUGGUGAUAAAGAACAUGAAAUUCCACCUUAUUUAACAGCAUCCGAUGGACAAGAUGGUGCUCCUCAAUGGGCAGUUAUGACUGAUGAUUGGCCUGCAUUAGCGUUUUUUGGUAUUGGAAAUUUAAAUUUAGCAAUGAUGAAAGCAUUUGAUAAUUUUUAUAAUAAUUCUAUACCGCCGAAUGCUACACAAGGAAAUGCACCUGGACCAGGUUUACAAGAUCAUUAUAUUGGAGCUAUUGCAUUUUUAGCAAAAAAGUUUGUUAAUAAUAGUGCAGUUUUAGGAUAUGAGAUUAUGAAUGAACCACAACCUGGCACAUAUAUUGAUCAGUAUACUUUUUCUAGUAAUUAUUUGUAUCCAUUUUAUAAACGUGUUAUACAAGCUAUAACUGGUGUUCGUGAUAAUUUACCUGAUUGUCCAAAAUAUGCUCCAACCGGAAUAAAUUGUUCUUAUCCAAAUUUAGGAAUUAAUGAUAAACGACAUUUAUUUUUUGUUGAACCAACAUCAGUUCGAAAUUUAUUAGAUUUUACUCCUCAACAUUCAAUACCAUUUUCAUCCUAUACAAAUAUCGUUUAUGCUCCUCAUGUUUAUACACAUGUAUUCACAAUUGAUAGUAUAUUACAUUUAAAUCGAUCAAUAUAUCCACCAUCAUUCGAUUAUGCGUAUGAGACAGCAUUAAAUGAAUCUAUUGGUUUACAAAGUGCAAUUCUAGUUACAGAAUUUGGUUGUGGUACAGAUGCAGAUGAAACAUUAUUAAUUCCAACGAUAGAUUCACAAGAUAAAGCAAUGAUAUCAGCGACCAUAUGGCCAUGGAAAAAUAAUUGUUUUCAAAAAGGUUGCGAGACAAGUUGGAGUUUAUAUGAUUCAGGUACACUAAAUGGUACAAUUGCAAAUCAAAAUGGUCCUGAACGUCCAAAUCGUGUUCGAAUAUUAUCUCGUGUACAUCCACGCGGUGUUAUUGGACAAUUAAAACAAUAUUUUUACAAUACAACAACAUCAUCAUUUAUAAUGACUGUUAAUUGUAUUAAUAAAACAUUAUUAUUAUUAAAUAAUGAAACAAUUGUUUAUAUACCAAGACGAUUAAAUAAUUCAGUAAUCAAUGUUACUGGUGAAGCAACAUUAAAUAAAAUAAUUAAAAAUCCAGAUCAAAGUCGUUUAAUUAUUAUUAAUCCAACAUGUAAUGGACAAUAUCGUGUAUUUGUUGCAAAUAAUACAAAUCAAAUUGAUAAAUUAUAUCAACAAACAGUCAUAAAUAAUAAUUCUAAUAGUAAAUCAAAUAAUCAUCAUGAAACAAUACAAUCAAUGCAAGAAGCCUAUGAAUUAUAUCAACUCUUACAUACUGCUGCUGUCAAAACCGGUGAAACAUUUGUUGCAACAUCUUCCAAUUUUGUGAACAAGUUUACAGCACUACAGAAUGCUGUGGAAAUCAAUAUAAAAAAUAUAAUGCCGCUAUUGAAUAAAUUUCUGGUAAUCACCUUUGAACAACGAAAGGAAUCAAAGAUUCAACGUUUAGAAGAUCGUAUUCUGGCUCGUGAACAACGCGAACAAGAUUUGAAUGUUUCCACAUUGCAACGAGAGAAUGACAAAGAAAUAGCCGAAGGAAGACGUAUGACAGAUAAUUUGAACGCAGAACAACAACGAAAUAUGUCUCUCGAGCAACGACAACAUGAACUCGCUAUUGAACAGCAACGAUACGACAAACAACAAGAACAACGUUCAGAAGAUAUUAAACUGACGACUGAACAGCGCAUGCAAGAUCUAAAAUUAGCUGAACAGCAACGUGAAAAUGAUCGAAUGAUUGCUGAACGUAAGCAAGCAGCUGAUGAUCUCAAUGCAGAAAAGGAGAGAAAUGUUUCACGUGAAAUCGAAGAAUAUCGAUAUGAACAAGCAAAAAACAAGGAUCUAGAUGCUCUGCUUCUAUCACAUAUCAAUGACAUGGGCACUCUACUCGAAAACUACAAUGGUUCACUGACAGCAAAUCCAACGAUUGCCGCACUCGCUCGAGCUAAAACACUCCAUGUCAUCCGUUCUAUUGGACCUGAACGGUCGACACGACUACUUCAAUUCUUAUUCGAUGCUGGUCAACUUUCAUAUGACCAACAAACACCACUCGAUCUAUCCGGUGCGAUACUUAAUCGUAUUGAUCUCAGCAUGAAUAACGACAUUAUUUCUAUGAGACAUGUUAAUUUUGCUGGUGUUCAUAUGAAUGAGGCAACAUUUGCUGGACAGGAUCUUUCAAAUUGGAAUUUUACAGGUGCUUCACUCAAUUAUGCUAAUUUUACACGAACUAAUUGUAAAGGUACAAUAUUCGACGAUUCAUCGAUGAUCCAAACCGAUUUCUCAUAUAGUUUGUUGGACGAUGCAUCAUUUCGGCGUUCCCAACUUGCUGGUGCCUCUUUUAUAAAUUCAAGUGGCGAACGAUGCACCUUUUAUUCUGCCACACUGCCCAACUCAACAUUCUAUCAAGCUAAAAUGGGUUUUUAUAAUUUUCAGAGCGUUGAUUUGACUCAAGCUAACCUGGAAGAAGCGUAUAUGUCUGGCAGUACGUUAGCAUUUGCUACUCUUGUCAAUGCUCAGAUGAACGGCAUCUAUGUCCUCUUUGCCAAUUUAUCGUAUGCCAAUAUGUUCGGAGCCAUAUGUUCGGAAGAUAGAUGCCAUUUACAUGAUGCUCUUUCGCUUUUAAAUGCUAUUCUACCGAAUGGAACAAAUGGAACUAACGGUCAUCGACCUAUGUCUCUUCUUCAAAAUGGUUAUGCCAAGUGCAAUAGUGGAGGACACAAAGAGGAUCAUCUCGCUGCUUGGUCGAUGCCCGGCGAUCCUAUAUCUACAAAAACUGACUAUCAUAGCGAGAAUUUGUGUGUCUUUACUCCAAAAAAAGGUGGUCUUUCUCAAGACACGAAUAUGACACAACGAGUGAAUAUCACUAUGUACGAUCGGCUCAUAAAAAAUGGACAUGCAGUAGUUUCACUCAAAGCGUAUCGUGGUCAAUUUACUGGAAUCGAGAUGAGAGAAAUCGACGGAACCGGUAAGGUCUCACCCGUGCUUCCUAGUAAGCGAAUAAUUCCAGCUCCAGAGAUAACCAUUUGGGAAACACAUUUAUACAGAACAACUGUCCAAAUUGAGAUCAAAUUAAUGUUUCAAGUUAGUCGAACAUGGGCAUAUGCAUGGUUUCAGUAUGCUGACUUAACUAUUCAUCUAUGGUUACCAUAA